AUGGUGUUGAUGGACAAAGUGCUUAGGACUAUAAAGACUAAAGCAUGGUGCCUUCUGAUCGUGUGUGCGGUGGCUAUCGUGAUGGAAGCAGCUGCUCUCAAUGGGGACAACGUCUGCAUGGUGAAACAGAAAUACAACAUCACGAAACGAGUAAAGUACCGUGCCCCGAUGUCAGUUCGAACGUACGAGUGGUGCUUCUCCAUGCCACCGAGGUGUUCCAGGUGGAACACCGAGAUGAGGGACCUGACCAGGCUUGAGACCGAAGAAAGAAUAGCAGAGGUGGCUGUGUGCUGUCCAGGGUAUAAGAUGAGGGAUGUGUCCUGUGUCCCAAUCUGUCCUAACGGGAAGACAGGACCUGGGUGCUCCGAAGAUUGUCCAGACAACAAAUGGGGCCCGAACUGUAUACAUGAAUGUAACCGAUGUAAGAAAGGUUUCUGCUCACCCAUCACAGGCGAGUGCGAGUGCUUGGACGGAUGGCAAGGUGAGAGUUGUGAUGUGAGCAUGCCACCAACGACAGCGACGCCGUCGUUUGAAGAAAUACUAACUGCACUGACAACUAAAAUAAUACCUACAACAACUAGAAUAACCUCCACUGUAACAACUCUUAGAACCACGGUAACAACGCCUUCAACUACCACGACAACACCUAGAACUACUGUAACAACGCCUAGCACUACUUUAACAACUCCUACGACAAUUGUAACAACUCCUACGACAAUUGUAACAACUCCUACAACAGUUGUAACCACUCCUACGACUGUUGCAACAACUCCUACAACAGUUGCAAUAACUCCUACGAAAGUUGCAACUACUCAUGCAAUAGUUGCUACAACUUCUUCUACUCCUGUCAGAACUCCGACAACAACAGCAGCCCCCACUACUAAAGCGACAUUACCUACUUCAGCAUCAACUAAAAAUGUGUUCACUCCAACGAUAGUUACUUUGGACACAAAAGAAAACCAGAAUAAUGAAAUGACAACUACAUUUCCCAAAGAAAUACCAAAAACAGUUACAGAUUAUGUUAACACAAGUAUUAUUAAUACAAGUACUACAAAAGUUACUAAACCUACUACUGAAGCUGUUACAGAGAAAGUUAAGAUUCAUCCGAUUAAUGUUAAAACUGACAAGUUGGAGACGACCACAGAACCAAUUAUUGCAAUAAAGACUGCACCAACUGCACACGCAAAACCAAAACCCAUCGAAGUCCUUACAACAACUGAAAUGCCAACAACUGUAUCAUUAACAACAGUGGAAACAACGAUAAAGAUGGAAACCUCAAAAAAGGAAACCACAGUAAAAUUUCUUCCAACAACGAUCAAAUUCAAACCAAAAGAAAUAUGGAUAAGACCAGCUCAAAAAGGUGAAUCUCCUAUUGUAGAAACAAAAAUUAAAACUACUCAUGAAUUUCCAAGGUACAGAAGUGCUAAUAACAAUAAUAAAGAAUUAACACCAACUGUAACUACACCAAAGACGAUCAUCGUAUCUAUUAUACCUACGUCGGUGUCUUACACAACUUUUAAAAAGAUCGCUUUAACUUCGUCAUUUGUAUCAGCAAAGAACAGCUCAACCGUACAGUCCUAUAAUAAAACAGAGAUUGAGUCUACCAAGCCAAUGUUAACAGAAACUACAACACCGCCGAUUAAACUGAGCCCUUUGUCAAGAAAAGAUUUGUUGGCAACAUCGUAUUUUAUAAACAACACUCUAGUGUCCAGCACUUCUGUAACUCCAAAAUCAACAACUUCUUCAACUAAAUCAACUAUUAUAGUAACGAAAUCUCUGGAAACUAAGUCUAUACCUCGUAUUAAUAGAACUAACAGCAUGAUGACUGACAUUAACAAGAAUGUUUCUACUUUCAUAACAACUGCUUCUUUCAAUGCAACAAGAACUUCAUUGGAAAUUAAUGAUUUACUCACGACUUCUACUACUACCACUACUACUAGUACAUCUCCUAAAACUACAAGUGUGACACAAUCCUCAACGGAGCAUACAACAAAACACUUGAUAAAAUAUGUUUUACCUAAAAAAGUUACUGCAACAGCAGAAACAAAAAAGAUUAAACCAACUACUAAUGCACCAAAAAUUGAUGAUAAAGAAUUUAAAAAGGCUAACGUUACUAAAAGUUUUACUAAAGUUACAACUGAAGGACCAGCGGAUGAUGAAGAAUUUCAUAUUUUGACAGAACCUGAGCAUAUAACAGCUGUUAUGGGGGACAAAGGAUCAGAGAGGUCCUCUGUAGACCUGAUAUCAGUGAUCAGUAUAGCCGGAGGAGUGAUGAUGGCCGUCAUCACGGUAGCCGUGGUGAUUGUGAUGAUUGAGAGGUGCAAGAAGCCGAGAUACGAGGAUGUGAGGAAGAUUAAUGAUAUAAGAAUGCAAGUGAUGAUUGAUAACAAUGACGUGCCGCCGCCAUACGUGAGGAGCAUCUUCCAUACUCCGUUACCAGAUCCUCCAUCUUCGGAAAAGUGUCAUUAUCAACCAAUUUCAACGUUGGACCGGAAUUUAAAACAAUUUAUGAGACCGGUUGUAGUACAAACGAUUUCUCCUAUAAUGCUGGAAAACUUUAGAGGUAUCCUAGAAUGCCAUUACGACCAUUUGCCAAGAAGGAGCCACGAGUUCAACACAAUCCAAACUCGAUCUUCAAUAGCGCCAUCUAUGAUCGACUGCAGCGAACUACGACAACUUCGAGCUAGCGUAACUGAAUCUACGAUUGAAGCGUUGAAAUGUGAAGCAAAACUGGAUGUUAUAGAUAGCACAACUUCAGAACCUCUUUAUGCUGAAAUUCCAUGUUGGAGGCCACCUUCUGAACAUGCUAUUGAAAUCAUGAACUUAAACGGCGAAGCCGUAACAGAAUUAUGA
Messenger RNA from Spodoptera littoralis (African cotton leafworm), 2853 nucleotides. Lineage: Eukaryota; Metazoa; Arthropoda; Insecta; Lepidoptera; Noctuidae. The record is from the annotation of a GenBank genome assembly.